Molecule: messenger RNA, 700 nt
Organism: Zonotrichia leucophrys gambelii
Lineage: Eukaryota; Metazoa; Chordata; Aves; Passeriformes; Passerellidae
Gene: NDUFB3
Product: NADH:ubiquinone oxidoreductase subunit B3
Exons: 3
Coding region: 290-592 (100 amino acids)
Biological process (GO): electron transport chain; mitochondrial respiratory chain complex I assembly
Cellular component (GO): mitochondrion
Source: RefSeq, a predicted model, not a curated record
UCCGCUGCUCCGUCCCCCGGUCCCUCAGCCCGAGUCGGUGGCGCCGCUCCUGCUGCGGGCCUGUCCCGUUGGGCCCUGCCGGGAGCGCUGCGGGGGCACCGGCCCGGGGAGGGGAUCGGAGGGCGGCUCCACGGCCCCCGUGUCCGCGCCGGGCCAGCGGGAAGGGCCGGAACGAAAGUUUCGCGGAACCUGCGUGGCUUGCUCGCGCUUUCCGUAGCGGCUGGUCCAGAGCUGGGUUCCGGUUCCGGGUGGUGGCCGCGUCCUGAGCAGGGUCGCGGAGCGGGCAGGUAUGGGACACGGAGGUGACCACGGCCACGGGCACGGCCAUGACAAAGUGGAGCUGCCUGACUACAGGCAGUGGAAGGUGGAGGGGACUCCCCUCGAGGAGGUGCAGAGGAGGCUGGCAAAGAGGGGGCUCAGGGACCCUUGGGCUCGUAAUGAAGCGUGGAGGUACCAGGGUGGCUUUGCAAGACCUAUCACCGUAACAGAAAUCUUUACCAGGGGAUUCAAGUGGGGAGCUGCAGCUUUCGUCAUAGCUCUGGCCAUUGAAUAUUCACUGUUUCCUCCAAAGAAGAAUGGAGGCCACCACUGAAGAUCAAAUAUGACAACUUAAUACUUACAAAUCAUAAGCUGAAGCAUACAUAAGCCUGCUGCUCACUCUGUACUUAUAAUAUGCAUAUUAAAGUCUAUCACAGGCAAA